Caenorhabditis auriculariae is the source of this 1748-nucleotide messenger RNA. The record is from the annotation of a GenBank genome assembly. NCBI's taxonomy places the organism in Eukaryota, Metazoa, Nematoda, Chromadorea, Rhabditida, Rhabditidae.
AUGGGAAGAAAGAAGAAGAAGGUCGAUAAGCCGUGGUGCUGGUAUGUGAAAAAUUUUUUUUAAAAUAAGGUUCAUGCAUUUCAGGUAUUGUAAUCGUGAGUUCGACGAUGAAAAAGUUUUAAUUCAACAUCAGAAGGCCAAACAUUUCAAAUGUCAUAUAUGCCACAAGAAACUGUUCAGUGGACCCGGGCUUUCAAUCCAUUGCAUGCAGGUGAGCUCAGUUUUUUUUUUUUGAGUCCAACUUUUUUGAAUUUUGCUCCACUAAUUUCCGUUUAAGGUGCACAAAGAAACAAUAGACAAGAUUCCCGGCGCAGCACAAGGAAGAGAUAAUAUCCACGUUGAAAUCUAUGGAAUGCACGGCGUUCCGGCUGGUUCAUACCGGGGAGGUUAAAAUUUUUCAUGUAUUUUUUAAAGAUUUAUUUUUUAAAACAGUAAGCAUUUUUUAAUUUCCUAUUUUUUACAGAUGCAGCAGAAGACGAGCCACCAGAGAAGAAAUUACGAGAUGACAUGGUUCCUUUGCCGCCGCCACCUCUUCCAGCAGGAGUCCCAUUCCCGCCUAUGCCGUCAGCAUUUAUGCCACCUAUGCCUGGGAGGCCGCCGGCUGGUAAGUUUUUCUUUCUGUUUUGUUUUUUGAAACAAAAAUUAAAUUAAUUCAUUUUCUUCAAUUUUACGCCAUUUUUGCGCCAAAUACAUUCAAAAAAUUCGAAAAAACGAAUUAUCUCAAUAUUGUGAACCCGUUUUCGAAAAUAAUUUACAUGAACUGAUUUCCAACUUUUAUUUUUGAGUUCCCUAGGGCUUUUUGAUAAUCAAGUUUGAUAUAAAAGCAGGGGAAAGAGAAGACUAUUUAACUGGAAAUGAGAACGAGAUUUUACUCACAGGUCUUCCACCUUACAUGCCCCCGAUGCCCCACGGGAUGCCGCCCAUGCCACGCGUUCUGCCUCCGGGAAUGCCGCCGGCCCUGCCUCCUGGAAUGCCGCCGAUGCUCCCACCAGGAAUGGCCGGAUUUCGUCCUCCUCCAGUUCGACCUCCAGGAUUCCCGCCACAACCACCUGGAUUCUCUGGAAACCAUGCCGCAGCUUUUCCGCCUCGGUUUGUCUUCUUUUAAUUCGGAUAAAAUGAAGAUGUAGUUCAAAUAAAACUUAGUUUUUCGGCUUGAACUUUCAAGAGCUUUCAAUGUUUAAUCUCUUUGAAAGUUCUCUAAAACGUUAACUGAUCAAUAGUUGAUAUCUUUUUUGAAAAGUUAAUAUUUCAGUCCGAUGGGCGGCGUGUUGCCUCCGCCACGGAUGGCAGCCAUUGCGCCAGAGGAGCCACGGACUUCUCGGUUUGAUAAUGGAUUCCACCAGCCCCCUGUUGCAAAGACACCACCUCGAGAAGAGUAUGGUGGCAGAGGUUUUUUUUUAGGGUCCAGUUCUGUUAAACCUGAUUCUUUCAGCACCCAAAGGGGAGUUGGGCAAUGGAGAUUACGAAGAAGAAAUAAAGCCUAAUUUGGUAUCUAACAUUCCUUAUGCCGAACCAACAAAUACUGUUCGUUUGUCCCUCUUGCUCAUUUUCUCAUUCAUAGCAUUCAGAAUACAAUAGCACCCGUCGCAAAUGUUGCAAGUAAGUUGGGCUCGAGAACAAGAAUUAUUCAUCCUGAUGAUCAUCAAAUUUCAAUGGUACGGCCUAAAAAUCAAAAAUCUCGCAAUUUCAAACGUUUACAGGAAGAGCGCCGAGCAAUGUUGAUACUCAACGACCGAGGUUUUCGUUAA